This is a messenger RNA of Penicillium lagena, 1455 nucleotides long. RefSeq lists its product as uncharacterized. The record is from RefSeq and is a predicted model, not a curated record. Gene Ontology annotation, cellular component: membrane. Gene Ontology annotation, molecular function: transmembrane transporter activity. Bases 1 to 1455 code for a protein of 484 amino acids. Gene Ontology annotation, biological process: transmembrane transport. Lineage: Eukaryota; Fungi; Ascomycota; Eurotiomycetes; Eurotiales; Aspergillaceae. The transcript is spliced from 4 exons.
AUGGAGAAAGAACAGGAAGUCGCGAAGAACUCUUCGUCCGAGGACUGCUCUUUGGGCGCUCUGACCAUGGAAGACAAGCAGCUCGUCCGCAAAAUUGACUGGCAGCUGCUACCUAUCAUGUUCCUCACCUAUUUCUUGCAGAUGAUUGACAAGAUCUCAAUCAAUUACGCGAACGUGAUGGGUAUCCAAGAUGACCUGGGGAUGAAUGGCAAUGAUUUCUCCUGGCUUGCAACGGCAUUCUUCAUUGCCUAUGCGGUCGCCGAACUUCCGCAGGGUGUACUUUUGCAGCGAUUCCCUAUCACCAAAGUGCUCGGUGCCAAUGUCUUCUGCUGGGGAAUUAUUCUCUGUUGUUCUUCCGCUUCCAGCAAUUUUCGAGGAAUACUAGCCUUACGGAUCUUGCUGGGGCUGGUGGAAUCCGUUAUAGCCCCCUCGUUGACAAUAUACACAAGCAUGUGGUAUACCCGCGCCGAGUCAACACCUCGGUAUGGCCUUUGGUACUGCGGACUGGGAGUCGGCCAGAUUGCCGGUGGGCUCAUCUCUUUUGCCGCUCAACAUGCUUCUCCCAGUCUGUAUUUCGGCGGCUGGCGGAUCAUGUUUGUGGUCAUUGGUGCCGUCAAUGUGCUGGUUGCGCUUCUGGUCCUGUUUGUCCUCCCCGAGAGUCCAGCCACGGCCAAGUUCCUUACCACGGCCGAAAAGGAACGUUUGGCCGAACGAUUGCGACAGGAUCAAGCUGGAGUAGGACUCAAAGUUUUUCGCUGGCGAUCUGUCCUGGAAGCGUUUGGAGAUCUCCAGACAUGGUUGUUGGUGCUGCUCACUAUCCUAAUCACCAUUCCCAGUGGUGUGAUCACCACCUUUUCGGCCAUCCUCAUUGUGGGAUUUGGAUACGAUUCGAAGGAGAGUGCUCUGCUCAACAUGCCGUCCGGAGUGGUGAGCAUUGCGUCAACCAUGGUUUCUACCAUCGCGAUCGCCAGAGGAUUUUCGAGAUGGUUGGCGAUCGACUUGCUCUUGCUUCCGACGCUGUUGGGAUCAUGCCUGAUGUCAUUUCUCCCCACAUCCAACAAGGGAGGCUGUCUGGCAGGUAUCUACCUGGUGAAUACGACUGUCGCCCCUCUAGCGUUGAUCUACGCUUGGACUGGCGCAAAUUUCAAGGGGUAUACUAUGAAGGUCUCUGGUGCUGCAAUUAUAUCUACUGCCUUUAGCAUUGCCAACAUCAUCGGCCCACAAACCUUCCAGGCCCGGGAUGCGCCUCAGUAUAUCCCUGCCAAAAUAACGCUGGUUGCGGUCAACGCCGCAGCUAUCGUCGUGUCUACCAUUCUAAGAAUCAUGUAUGGUCGGCGUAACACUAUCGCCGACCAUCUGGGGACACCAGCACGAAGCAAACUGGAGGCACGGAUGGCUGGAAAACAGACUGUGCAAGACGUCCAUGACGACCAAAGCUUCCGCUAUGUCUACUGA